Molecule: messenger RNA, 1239 nt
Organism: Terrapene triunguis (Three-toed box turtle)
Lineage: Eukaryota; Metazoa; Chordata; Testudines; Emydidae
Product: attractin-like
Exons: 7
Cellular component (GO): Golgi apparatus
Molecular function (GO): protein binding
Source: RefSeq, a predicted model, not a curated record
UUCAGUGGUCUUAUUGUUCCUGAGAGGGAUGGCAAUGAAACAAUCCCAGAAGUUGUAGCCACUUCUGGCUAUGUCCUACUGCAUUUCUUUAGUGAUGCUGCCUAUAAUUUGACAGGGUUUAACAUCACCUAUAAUUUCGACAUGUGUCCCAAUAAUUGUUCUGGCCGAGGAGAGUGCAAACACAAUAACAGCAGUAACACUGUUAAAUGUGAAUGUUCUGAACACUGGAAAGGAGAGGCGUGCGAUAUUCCUUAUUGCACAGAUGGUUGUGGAUAUCCUGCGAGAGGUCAGUGCAACAUGAAUGGGACCAAAGGAUGCUUGUGCAAUUCAGGCUGGCAAGGUCCUGGCUGUGCAGUCCCCGUACCAGCUAAUCAGUCAUUCUGGACUCGUGAGGAAUACUCUAGUCCGAAGCUUCCCAGAGCGUCUCACAAAGCUGUUGUCAAUGGCAAUGUAAUGUGGGUUGUUGGAGGCUACAUGUUCAAUCAUUCCGAUUCCCAUAUGGUUUUAGCGUAUGACCUUGUUUCUGAGGAGUGGCUUGCACUGAACAGCACUGUGAACUCUGUAGAGAUCAGAUAUGGUCAUUCAUUGGCGUUACACGAGAAUAAAAUCUAUAUGUAUGGAGGAAAAAUAGAUGCAACGGGGAAUGUGACCAAUCAGCUGUGGGUAUUCCAUAUACACAAUGAGUCAUGGGUUCAAGUGACCCCAAAAGCCAAGGAGCAGUAUGCAGUUGUUGGCCACUCAGCACACAUUGUCACUCUGGAAGAUGGCAGUGCUGUUAUGCUCAUCAUCUUUGGGCACUGCCCUCUGUAUGGGUAUAUCAGCAAUGUGCAGGAAUAUAACCUUGCGACAAAUACAUGGAAUAUUUUACAAACAAGUGGAGCCUUGGUGCAGGGAGGGUAUGGUCACAGCAGUGUUUACGAUCCAAACACCAAAUCAAUCUAUAUCCAUGGAGGUUACAAAGCGUUCAGUGCCAACAAAUAUAGACUAGCAGAUGACUUAUACAAAUAUGAAGUUGAUACACGGAUGUGGACAAUUCUUAAAGAUAGUAGAUUUUUCCGCUAUUUGCACACUGCUGUGAUAAUGAGUGGAACCAUGCUGGUGUUUGGAGGAAAUACACACAAUGACACAUCAAUGAGCCAUGGUGCUAAGUGCUUUUCUUCAGAUUUUAUGGCAUAUGAUAUUGGUAAGUUCCCAAGCAAAAACUUUUCCAUGGAGAUGAAAAGAGAAAACGGUCUUUAA